AAGAAAUUUGAGUUUAGGUGAUUUACGUAUUUCGUACAAUGUGCGUGGAAGUGGUUCGAAACAGAGAGUGAUACCUAUCCGAGAGUUUGCAUCAUCGCAAUGUGCAGAUGCAAAGGCGUUAUGUUUAGUGCCAGAUGCGAGUUGUAUUGCACUGAUCCUAUCGAAUGGCAAUGUUCUUCUGGUUUCGAUUAAAACUCUCGUUGAUGUUCCAUGGGGUCAAGAAGGUAUUGUUGGAGAUGAUUCGUUGGCGCUAAUUGAAAUCGAUACAAAUGGAAAUGGAAAUAAUGAUUGCCUCAAAACCCCAACAUCAGCACUUUCCUAUUGUGCUUUGUAUUCGAAGAGGCCAGUUCUGAUCUAUAGCAAU
Molecule: messenger RNA, 364 nt
Organism: Anisakis simplex (herring worm)
Lineage: Eukaryota; Metazoa; Nematoda; Chromadorea; Rhabditida; Anisakidae
Source: the annotation of a GenBank genome assembly